Molecule: messenger RNA, 663 nt
Organism: Symbiodinium pilosum
Lineage: Eukaryota; Dinophyceae; Suessiales; Symbiodiniaceae
Source: the annotation of a GenBank genome assembly
GUGCUCUCGGUUCGUGCCGAUCUGAUUGACGACCGAGAGGUUCUUGCUGGCCUGAGCCGGUGCUUGGAAGACAUGCCGAAGAGGAUACUGUCGCAAGUUGGCUGGCACGAUGCCUCCCCUGGUCUGGGCCACGCUUUGAACGCCGGCACUGUAGCGCAGGUCAAUGACAUGAGCUUGUUCGGCCCGUCCGUCCUCAAGGUCACCUUUCCGGAUGUCUACAAGCGCUUUGUGACGGACUUCCGGCUCUUCUCGCAUGCGAGAGCUAUUCUGAAAUCACUGAACCUGCGCGACGACAAAGCUCAGAUAGUCGCUGCGAUGUUCGACGCAGUCGGGAAGAGCGAGCGGCAUGUCCUGCAGGAGUUCGACCUGACACUCGAAGCGAGGUCGCUGUGGACCGGACAGGAGCUGCUGGCAGAGUGGCCUGCAGCAUACCUGUCAUGGAAGGCGGCAAUGAACAGCGUGGCCCAGGUCCAGUCCCAGAGUUGGCGCAUUGGCAUUCCAACGCCCGUAGCCGAUCGCGUAGCGCGCUCGGCUCUGGUGAUGUCUCGGGCUGGAGGCCGCUCCCUUCAAGAGCUGGUGGAGCUUGGGGUCGAUCUACUAAUUAAGUGGAAUGGUGUGCAACUAUUUGGUGACCUAGACCUGCGUGACUCUGAGACCGUGAAG